This is a messenger RNA of Pseudomyrmex gracilis, 3620 nucleotides long. It is a transcript of the gene Alg12, whose product is annotated as probable Dol-P-Man:Man(7)GlcNAc(2)-PP-Dol alpha-1,6-mannosyltransferase. Gene Ontology annotation, cellular component: endoplasmic reticulum membrane. NCBI's taxonomy places the organism in Eukaryota, Metazoa, Arthropoda, Insecta, Hymenoptera, Formicidae. The record is from RefSeq and is a predicted model, not a curated record. The transcript has 8 exons. Bases 175 to 3312 code for a protein of 1045 amino acids. Gene Ontology annotation, molecular function: alpha-1,6-mannosyltransferase activity. Gene Ontology annotation, biological process: protein N-linked glycosylation.
UGUAUGUACGUGCAUACAUACAUACAUACAUACGUCGUAUUUGUUGCACAGCAUCGUCGCCUUGUGGAACAAAAUCUCCCUAUCUUCCCAGUACUUAAGAUUUAUCAUGACGAGGUCCAAGAAUCAUUGGACAUUUAACGAGUGACAGUGCUCGACAAAAACAGAUCAACGAUCAUGGAUCAGCUGAUUAUUCUUAUAUCAGCAGUGCAUCUGUUAUAUUGUCCAUUCACGAAAGUCGAGGAAAGUUUCAAUUUACAGGCUAUGCACGAUAUUCUUUAUCACGGUUUCAAUCUAUCCGAGUAUGAUCAUCAUGAAUUUCCUGGAGUUGUGCCACGUUCUUUUCUGGGACCUAUUAUAGUAUCUGGUAUUGCCUCACCACUAGUGGCAGGCAUUAAUUAUCUGAAGCUCAAUAAAUUUUUUGCUCAGUAUAUAGUAAGAGCAAUAUUAGGAUUACUAGUAAUAAUUACUCUCAAGUUGUACAGACAUGCUUUACAAAAUAUUUUUGGACUGCAAUUUACAAAAUGGUUUGUUGCUGUAACUGUGACACAGUAUCAUUUCAUGUACUAUCUUAGUCGUCCACUACCAAACAUAAUGGUUAUGCCCUUAGUGUUACUGGCUUUAUUUGGAUGGCUGAAACAAAAUCAUAUAAUGUUUAUUUGGUCGUCAGCUGCAGCAAUAAUAAUAUUCAGAGCGGAACUCGCUAUACUCUUAGGAUUGUUCCUUUUAUAUGAUAUAGCCUACCAGAAACUUUCUGUAUCAAGAUUACUUAAAAUUGCGAUACCAGCCGGUAUAUUGUUCCUAGCGCUUACGGUUGCUACAGAUUCAAUAUUUUGGAAACGCUUGGUAUGGCCGGAAGGAGAAGUAUUCUACUUCAAUACUAUUCUCAAUAAAAGCAGUGAAUGGGGCACAUCACCAUUUUUAUGGUAUUUUUAUUCAGCUUUACCGAGAGGAUUGGCAUUUUCGUACUUUUUGAUUCCUUUGGGAAUAUUCUGGGACGCGAGAGUUCGUGUGCUCACUGUUCCAGCUAUUACUUUUGUUGCGUUGUUUUCGUUUUUGCCGCACAAAGAAUUGAGAUUUAUUAUAUAUGUGUUUCCACUGCUGAAUGUUGGCGCGGCCGCCGCUUGCCAUAGAAUAUGGGAAAACAGAGCAAAAACAACAUGGAAUGGUUUUUUAGCAGUAAUAAUCUUAAGUCAUCUUGCAUUAAAUAUCGUGUUCUCCAUGUUUCUUCUAUGCGUGGCUGGCUCUAAUUAUCCCGGAGGUCUGGCAAUUGCCAGAUUACACAGACUUGAGAAACACUCUGUUGAACCAGUGCACGUACAUAUUGACGUGUUGACCGCGCAAACUGGAGUGUCAAGAUUUACACAGACCAAUUCUUCUUGGAUUUACUCGAAACAAGAGAACUUGACUAUUGAUGAUCCUGAAAUGCUACAGUUUACUCAUCUUUUGGUGGAAGCGGGAAGUAAAUACUCUCCGAAUUUAAAGCCCUACCUUGAAACUCACGAUAUUAUAGAUUCUAUCGACGGAUUCUCACAUAUAACUUUAAAUUAUAACAUGUUACCGCCAGUCAGAAUCAAAACAAAACCCACAAUAUUUAUUAUGAAAAGAAAACCGAAUAUCAAAUAUGAUUUUGACAAAACAAGAUCAGGAGUAUCUACAAAAGAUUUACCGAAAAAAGCGGGUAAUAUGAAAAAUAUAGGAUUAAACAUAUCACAUGAAAUCACAAAGACAAUAGAACCACUAUUUAACGACAUUAUGGAGUCAUUGGAAGAAUUUGCAAAACCGGGAGAAACUGACAAACAAAAUUUUUCAAAUAUUGGUCUUGAAGAGUUUAAAAAAUCGAAUAAUUACACUGUAGAGAAAGCAGAAAAGCUUAAUGGCUUGAUAGAUUACAACGUAACAUUUAUGGAAAAUAUUACUCAAAAGGAGGAUUUGAAUAACUUAUUGACAGAACUAAAAGAUAGCAAGACAAGUUUUCAGGACAACCUUGAUGAUAUUUCUGACAUAAACAAAGCCAAAUCUGAAAACAUAAAAUCAAAAAAUGAAGAAGAAAAAAUUAUUAAUGAAAAGUCUAAGGUUGAUCUGAAUAUACGUCAACAAAGUUCUAGCGUUAAAGAAACACUUAAAAAACUUAUUCAAGAAAAGAUAUUGGAAGUUAAACAGAGAAAAGAGAACAAUAAUGAACAAAAAACUACAGAACUUCCAAUGAAGUCACUGAAGAAAAAAGGGAUUGCAAUACAAUUGCCAAAAAGAAUGAAAGUAUUAAAACAAGAAUUGAAAGAUCAAACAAUUGCAGAUAAAUCUGCGACAUCGGAACAAAAAUUUGAGAGUGUAAAGGAGCAAGCAUACGAUGAAAAUAAAACUACCAAACAAAUUGCACGUAAAGUAGACAAAACUGCGGCAUCCAAGUUAAAUAUUAGUCUGGAACAAAUCGUGCAGAAUGAAGAUAUUACUAUAAAAAAAGAAAAUGAAACAGAUGCAAAGAAAGCAGACUCACAGACUUUCGAUGAGUCUAAUGCACAAAAAGAGUUAUCUAUAUCUGAAAGAAAAACUGAAGAUAAAGAUAAAGAAAAAAACAUAAAAGUAUCACAAUCAAUUAAUGCACGAGAAAGUAUACGAAAUAUAAUAAAUCAAUUUAGAGAAUUUGAAAAAGAAUUUAUAUAUGAUGAUACUAAUUCGAUAGUUCCAACGACGAAUGACAUGAAUAAUGCAAAUGUUGAUGGUGAUUCUUAUAGAACACAAAAAGACAUUGAUUCUUUUCCAGAGAGUAAAACUCAACUAAUGACAAAAGAUGCUAGAGAAAGUCUGAAAGAGAUAAUAGAUCAAUUUAAGUACAUUAAGCAUGAAUUAACUUUGGAAGAGGACGAUCGGUUUGAUGAAAUUGCGGCAAAGUAUAUGGAACAACCAAUUGACGAAACAUUGAUGCAGUUUAAUGAAGCUCUGAAAACUUUGAUGCAACGAAGAAAACAAACUGUGCCACAAAAACACGCAUCUAAUCUAAACUACGAUAAUAAUUACACAUCAGAAAAACAAAGAAAAUUAGAGAUGGAAAAAAACACACAAGAAGCAAUAGAACAAAGAAAGAAAAUAAAAACUGUUAAAAACAGUCACAAGAAUGAUCAUCCAAAAAUUGUAAAAGUAAAGCUGAAAGAAAGAGAUAGUGAUGUAAACAGACCAAAACAAGAUCCUAUGAUCACUAUAGCAAAUAAAUACACCAAUACAUUAACAAAAACUGAAGAUACAAAUAAUCAGAGACAUAGAGAGGAUACUUCAAAUAAUGUACAUAAAGUUGACAGCGAGAGAAAGAAAAUAUAGAAAAAUAUCGAAAGUAAUUAUAAAGUGGCUAAUUAGAAUGCUUUACAAGAUUAUAAACUUUAUCAAAUCGAAAUAGCUGUGCAAUGUAUAUAUAUAUAUAUGUACACAUAUAUUUAGACACUUGUUUCUGUGAUAUAUUAAAACAAUACUUUCGAAAUAAUACGAAUAAUAUAAAUACUUUUAUCAUAUUUUAAAAUAUUUGCAAGAGUAAAUUGUCUUAUUUAAAUCUUUCCCAAAAUUUAAAAUAGUGUUAACUAUUUUGUAUACAUACAUGUACAUAAAGAAAUGUAGUUUUGUAUGUAUGUGUG